AUGCCCAGGCUUCAGCAGCUCUCAGAUGAAUCUGAUGGCCAUUGUUCACAGACUACUGCGACACCCCAGGCGGAGAGCACUGAGCCUUCCAUCCACUUGAUUAACAUCACCAAAUGCCGUGCACGAGACAAGUCUUUCAAAGCAGUGGCAUCGGGGCGCAUCAAGCGACCAGUGCUGGCCUUCACCUUCCACCGGCGCCAGUCCUUGCGUCGCCUCCCGUUGGACCUGGACGGCUCCGUCGCCUCGAUGCAGGGCAGCUUCAGCACCCGAGCGGAGUCGGCACUGGGUCGCCAAAGGAGGGACCGGUGGAGUUUGCAAAGCGCUUCAGCUUGGACACCAUGGCCGCGGGCGCCAACCAAGACCCAGCCAGAUCGGUUCAGUUAUAGCCUGGAAGAUGAUUCCGAGGAUGAGGCUGUGGUCUUCAGGAAGCCUCGCUAUGUCACCAGAGAAUCCACCUGGGAAGGACUUGGCUAUUGUGGCCUGUUGGGACAUGAAUCCAUCAACGAAUCGGUGAAACUGAAACCUUCCGGCAGCUUUGAGGAGUCUCAGCUGGCGAAAGCCAUCCAAUCCCACGAGUCGCGACGACAGGAGAGGCCACCAAACGCCAAAACAGUUGAGUCCGUGGAACUGCAGCCGGAUUCUAGGGCACCCCGUUUUUGGCCUCCACCUGACCCUUCAGAAGGCUCAUUGGAUGAUGAUGGCCAUGAAAGGCAUGCUGAGUCUGAGCAUCCUACGGAAGAUCCUGUGGUUGAUCCAGAUUUGCAGCGGCCUCGCAGGAGAAGACGCCGGAAAAGACCUGAUGUAGAACAAUCACCUCAGUCAGAUCGCAGUUCUCAGUGUUCGGAACUAAGUCAGCGUUCCGGUGAACUCCUUGGUGACCUCAACCGCAGUUUGAAUGACUUGGUAACGACCCUGAAGAAUGCGAAUGUACCGAACCUAAAGACUAACACUAACAAUGCAGAUGGAUCCUCGUCUCAGGACAGCUGGAACAGUCGAAAAGGGCCUGAGCGUGGACUUCGUUUUCGAUCAGGAGCACCACCAGCUCCACCUGCAUGGCGCUAUUCCAGAGAUGAUAUCAGGAGCUUUGCAAAGUGGCAGAACAAACUGCAGGUUUGGAAGCGACAGAUCCAAGCCUACAUGCCUCUGCGUGAUGCGGCGCUGAUGUUAUAUACGAGUCUUUCUGGUGAGCCGGAGGAGGAGCUGGAGCACAUUGACUUGGAUCGUUUGCAUUCAUCUACAGGCAUUGACUAUGUGGAGAGUUUGUUGAAGAAAGGCCUGGAGACCAAGAUGGUGUACCAGAAAAGGAAGUUGAUGUCAGAGUUUGAGACCAUUGUGAGACAGAGCAAUGAGUCUAUGAGAGCUUUUGUGAACCGAUACAGAAGAGCUGAACGAGCCCUUGAGAGUGUCGGUGUCACUGCAAGUGGCAUGUACGACAGUGAGUCAAUGGGCAAUAGGCUGUUGGAGAGAUCUCGGCUGUCGCCUGAAAACGGCAGAUUGGUUUUGAUUGGAUCGGCCUUCAACUUGUCCUUCGAAGCCAUUGCUGAAAGUCUUUGCAUGUCGUUUCCAGAGCACAAGCCGCCGCCACCUUUGUUUGGAAAAGAUGGACAGCCUAUCAAAGCCUUUCAGCCAAGGCGUGACUGGUCAUCUUCAUCUUCUUCGACCUCUGCCAGCACCAGCUCAGCUGCCUCACAGUCUUCCAAAGGAAACAAGGGCAAAAGCAAGGGCUCUGGCAAGAGUGGUUUUGCUCCUCGCCAUGCUUUUGCGACUGAGCACCAGGAUCUUGAUCCGGUCGAAGAAGAACAAGAAGAGCCAGACGCUGAAUCGUACUAUGAUGUUCAAGAUGCAGUUGAACCAGAUGGUCAGCCUCAGCAGGAUGAGCCAGCUGAGGAACAUGAUGUUGAUGGAAAGCAGAAUCUGAAGGCUUUCCAAUUUGGUCGUGGGCAGCCUAUCUAUGCCAAGUUUCUGAUGGUUCGACAGCCCGUUCCUCAAUGGCUGCUCCGAUGGAAGGCACUCCUUUUGGCAGUGCUCAACUUGGAGCUCAUGACCCUUCGAUGGAUGUCUCGAAUGGUCAAAGUGGGAUUGGCGAGCCGCGUAUGGUUGACACUGAGGGAGCGAUGGGAGAUGCGACAAGAACAAGAGGUACUGGCUUCACAGAUGAGGAGCGCUCAGUACCACCCAUCGGAAUGCACCCAUCCGGAAUGGAAGAGGUACGGCAAUCCCAAGGGCAGUUUCGCCAGGUGCACCCUGUGUCACACCAGACGCAAAUGGGAUCCUCGAAAUCAAUGCUGGGAGGACAUUGGGCUCGCACAAUCGGCAAGCUCUUCUUUGCCGCAGCCCUCACCUUCAAACACUUUGCCGGCAUCCUCGACGUCGAGGUCCCUGAGAGCAACAACCUCCAAAGCCAAAGCCAAACCCAAAGCCAAGAGCCGUGGCCAUCCAUCUUCUCAGAGUCCUUUGAACGAGCCUACAGUGCAGGAGAUUCCUCAACAUGUUCUGGACAACCUCAACCUGCUCACGGCCGAGAACAUCCAUCAGAUCCACCAGGUUCAUUAUCAACGACUUUUGAACAUGGCCGCAGAGGGCCCAGAGUUGGAGAUGGAGUGGCAGGAGACAGGCAGUCAGGAAGAUCUGUACGACUGGGGCGAGGCUCGACAUGCCUUGCAGGUGGAAGCAGAUACUUAUGAAGCUCUGGCGAACAAACAUCGCUAUUCCAGGAACAAGGUCGACAUUCUGGAGACCUUUGCCGGCAAUGCUUUGGUAAGCAAGAAUGCCUCCAAGUAUGGUUUGACAGCAGCCAUGCCAUUGGACUAUAACACUGGCACUGAUCUUUCUACGGUGGAAGGUCAACACUGGUGCUUCAAAAUUCGAAAGGCCUUGCACCCACUUGUUCUUCUUCAAGGCCUUCAUUGCACUCCAUGGUUGGUCAUGCAGGAAAACAUGAACUAUAACGACCGUCCUGAGGUACUUGAAAGGAUCAGAGAUGAGGAACGACCUACGGUGGUCAAAUCCAUGGAAUGGUGCCGACAACAACAUGAUGACGGCAACUAUUACCUCAUCGAAAAUCCUGAAAGAAGCCGGAUUUGGUCGGAGGAAUCAGUCUUGGAGAUGCUUGAAUAUACCAAUGGCCAGAUCGUCAAAUGCCAUUCUGGAGCAUAUGGAGGCAAGAAUUCAAAAGGUGAACCCAUCAAGAAGACCUUCCAGUUUGCAUCCAACAAUCCCAUGCUCUUGGAGUUUUUGACCAAGAAGUUGAGCGCCGAGCAGCUUGCUUUGUGCGUUCCCCUGGAAGGCAAAGAGGUUACCUUGUCACAACAUUAUCCCAUGGGUCUAGUCCAGGCAAUUCUCAAGGGCAUCAAGAAGGUGGCUCAGUUGAGAAACCCAUGCCGUUUUCAGCCCAAGCAAGUCCUGGCUAGUUUUUCCACGCCCGUGGAUGACCAACAGAGCUGGAGGAACGUGAUGGAGUUGGCAUCUCAGCAUAUGGACUUUUUGACUUCGCGAGAUGCCAUCAUCCAACCUCACGAACCACUAUAUGCUCAAGUUCAAGCAAUGCUUCCAUGGCAGCUCACUCGGGUGCAGGUCGCUCGAAGACCUUUGGUGAAUCGACAUCCAUUGCAUUUUCCAUACACCCAUCGAGGCGCAGCUCUCAGGUACGUGGACAAUCCUGAAGUUGAUGUCAUCACUGAGGACUUGACUGAACUCAGAUUCCCACGUUCACGCUUCAAGGCACCUGUUGAGUUGGGCAUCUUCUGGUAUGGGUACCCCAAUGAGAUUGAUGAGGAACAAGGUAUCCCAGCCGAAGAGGCCAUGAUGCGAGAUGGAGUUCCUGUGGAUGAGGCAGGCAACUUUCAGCCAUCUCAAGCUUCACAACCAAUUCAGAACUCCGAGAUUUACCAUGAUGAAAUCACUUUUCCCAACUCCACAGGCAUCGACAGAUCCAUCAAGGUGUCGGUGUCGAGAAUGCACAAGAACCUUGGACAUCUUCCAGGUCCAGAGAUGCUGAAGCUGCUGGCUUUGAAUGGCAUCACCAGCGACCAGGUGAUCAAAUGCAUCAAAAAUAUGCAAUGUGCAGCUUGCGCUCGCUCGCGAGCUCCACUUCGACCAAACCCAGCAGCGGCACCUCCACAGUGCAUUGGGCAAUUUGCUGACAACCUCCAGGCGGACAUCUUCUACCUGAGGGAUUUGACUUCCAAGAACCAUCCGGUUCUUGGGGUGAUUUGCGAAGCAACUCAUUUGCAUGCUGCCACAAGGUUGACUUCCAGGAAUCCAUCUGAGGUUUUUGAUGCACUUCGACUUUGCUGGCUUCAGAAUUUUGGAUUUCCUUUGAGGCUUGCAGUUGAUGAUGAUGGCGCCUUCAAAGCUGAGUUUGACGAAAAGAUGAGCGCAGGUGGCACCUAUCUAGAUGUCAUCCCAGGAGAAGCUCACUACAAGCUGGGCGUGAUCGAGCGUCACAAUGGAACGCUUAGAAUGCUCCUGGAGCGCAUCGUGGACUCCAUGCCUUGCACCGAUGCGGAUGACAUUGACUUGGCCAUUGUUUCAGCACUUCAGGCCAAGAACUCAGCUCAGCAGCAAUCUGCCCUGAUGAGAUGCGAAGCGUUGAAAGCAAUUGCAGAGGCCUCAGCAUCUUCGACUUUGAGAAGGGCAUUGCUUCGCAAAACUUCACAGCAGCUGCAGCUUGAGCCCCAGCCAGGAUCCCUCUUGGCAUACUGGCGAUGGACUACACGUUCUCAUCGCAAACGUGGAGGAUACCGCAUUGCGCGGUAUUUGGGAAAAGAUCCAGAUGGCAAAACUCUGUGGCUUCAAAGUGGCAGUCAUACUGUCAAAGUUGCUGACACCCAAGUUCGAGAUGUCUUCGGCUAUGAGGACUAUGUCCCUGAUCGUCAAGAUCUUCAAGCUCUCAAGAAUGCGGAGGACAACAUCAGGUCAGAUUUGUGGACUGACGAGACCCUUCCAGAAGAAGUUCAUCCACCUGACCAAGUCGCUGAAGCUUCUGGGGAAUUGGACUUGGACUUUGAGUACCCAGAAGUGAAUGCGCCAAUUCCAGUUGUGGAUCUCACAGAUGAUUUGGAUGAUCCGGGACAAUUUGUUCCACGGACUCCGCCAGAACUGAUGGAAGAUGCACAGCAAGCAGCACAGGAUCCCUAUCAGGAUCAAAUUGAAGCAACAUCAGUCUUGAAGCGGCCAUUUGAAACCCUGGCAGCACAACUCACACGAGCCAGAAGAGUUGCACAGAGGUCCUACGAGCUCUACAACUACCGCAGCUUCUAUGGGCCACCUCUUCAAGGCUUACGCUGCUGGGCAAGGCUUGAUUUGCUCACCAAAUCGCCCAAGAAGACAAUGUCCACUGGACCACCCAUGUCUUCAGUGAAAUGGAGGCGCACUUUGGACGCCACAUCGGGCGACAUCAUUUUUGAAGGUCCCUUCAACGACAAUGACGAUGAAGAGGCCCAUCACUUUGGAUCAGAGUUGAGCACCCUGACGGAACUAUGGCAUGUUGGUGCGAAACAAGCUCCCAGCUUCUUUGCGAGCGAUCGUGAGCUCAACUCCUUUGAGCCUGGAUGGGAUGGCAGCCCUGACAAUUGCCUCCCAAGCUCUUCCAAGACCUUCAUCACUGCCUAUGUCAACGAGCUUGCGGAGAAAGAAGACGACUUUGAAACGACACUUUCAGAGUCAGAUGAAGAGUUUGAUGACAUGUCGAAAGGCAUGCCUAGAAAAACCAGGAAAGAGCAAAAGGCUCAGGAGAAAGAACUUAGCUGGCGAGAAAUCAUGCAGCAGUCUGACGACUAUAUCCAAGCCUUCGUCGAAGCCACCAUCAAGGAGGCAAACAGCUUCACCACUUGGAAGUCCCUGCAGCCGAUUCCUGAAGAUGAAGCUCGGCGCAUCCUGAAUGACCCGAAGUUGAAGAAGCGCAUCAUCACUUCCAGGAGAUGCUAUCGGGACAAGAACAAGAAUGUUCCACCGCUGAAGGCCAAGACCAGAAUAGUCUGUCGUGGCAACCAAGACCCUGACCUAGUCAACUUGACGAGACAGGCUCCAACUCCAACGAGGACUUCAGAGAUGUUGGUGUACAUCAUCUUUGUUUCUGGCGCCAAUUCAAAGGCUUUUGGAAGUCGAGAUGUUUGGCUUCUUUGGUGCGGAGACGCCUCCACUGCGUUUCUCCAAGGGGAUCCAGAUUGGUCAGAACGAGCAGGCAAGCUAUUGGAAGCAAUAGGCUUUAUUUGUCAUUCUUUUGACAAAAUGUUGUUUUGGUUCCCUGAUCCACACAACGCUCCUGCACCUUGCGCUUUGCUGAUCUGCUAUGUGGAUGAUUUUCUGCUCACUCACAACUCCAGCUUCCCCUUUGAGAAGUUCCAAGCCAGCUUCAAAUGGGGAUCCCAGCAGUAUGCGCAGCCCGGAGCACCUCUCACGUUCAAGGGCAAAGAGAUCCAUAUAUGUCAUGAUGAGAAGAACGAGCUCUAUGUCAAGAUCACUCAGACUACAUUCAUCAACAGUCUGGACAAGGGCAUGAAAAUUCCGAAAGGUAAGAUGAGUACGAAGAUCUCUGAUGAGCAUUGGCCUGAGUUUCGGUCAGUGAGCGGAUGUCUUCAAUGGUUGGCAGGACAAUGCAGGCUUGACUUAGCCAGCGCAGUUUCCUUGUCAAAUCGUGGGUCCGAGACGACCUAUGCUGAUCUGGAUGCCCUCAACCAGACAUUGGACUUUGCGAAGUCAACUGCAGAACUUGGCAUUUGCAUCCGGGCUGUCCCCAUUGAUCAGAGCACUGUGAUUGUUGGGUACAGUGAUGCAUCCUGGGCGAACGCACAGGGAUCUGCCAGCCAACAUGGACAGAUCAUCAUGUUGACCUCUGCGAAUGAGGAAGGUGCGCACGACAGUUUGCAGUCUUUGGUAUCGAAGGAGCAUCUGCCAGCCUGCGAUGAGGAUGAAAGUCACGUGGCGCGCCGUAUUUCUUCCGAUGAGCGGGCCAAGUGGAGGUCCAGCUUCAACCGAUUUCGACAUGAUGGAGAGAUCCACCGAGACGACUUAAACAAGGCCCUGGCACAUUGUGGCUUUGACGACCGACGCCAAGCCUUAAUCGAUGAAGCCCUGGAGCAAGUCACGCGCUACACGGCACUGAACCGAGAGGAGUUCAUGCAGUUCGUCUGCCUCUACGAGUCGCGACUUCACGAUUUAUAUCGCACGGAGUUCCUAAAGUAUGAGACCAGCCCAGGUGCUAUGUCAGUGCAGAGCCUUCCACUUUUGCUGCAGGAACUGGGCUUGGAACCCCGUCGCGUGGUGCUGGAAGAGUUGUUGAAAGAAGUCUGCCGUGCUGGGAGGCCCGAAGUGCUGGGUUUCCGAGAUGUGGCGGCGGUCAUGGAGCUUCUAAGGGCACGUGAAGGUUUCCUGGUGGCCGAAUUGGACCGCUUCCGCGGAGUCUUCCAGGACUUCGACAGUGAUGCCUCGGGUGAUAUGUGCGCGGGGGAGCUGGGGAGUGCGUUAUCCUGGCUGGGAUUUCCUUACACCAACGACAAGGUCCAGAGCCUGUACAAGGAAAGCGACAUGAAUGGCAACGGAGUGCUCAGUGAGUCGGAAUUCGUGAUUUGCCUGCGGCAUAUCCAAGAUGCGGAGCUGUCGACGAUACGCCAAUUCCUGCGAGAGCGAGCCGUGGCCAACGGCUACGGCCAGCGCAUUUCUUCAGUCAGAGAACUGGAGGCGCUGUUGAUCAAGUUGGGAUAUCAAGCGUCAGCUGCAGCUUUGAUCGAUGCGAUGCAAGAGGCUGGAUUUUGUGGCAAGACAGAUCCAGAGCAAUUGAUCGAUUUGAGCGGGAUUCGCAUGGACAUGGACGAUGUAUGCACCUUGCUGCACUGCCUGCGUAAUCGCGAAGGCUUCACAGAUGCCCAGAUGAACGACCUCCGCAAAGCCUUCCAAAGGAACAAGAGCGACGACACCGAAAGGAUUCCGACCUCCGUGUUGCACAAGGUUCUCAGGUGGCUUGGCCAUUGCUAUACCUUCGACCGGGCACAACAACUGAUCUAUGAGGCCGAUCCCAUGGGAGACCAGUUGGACUACACCACGUUUGUGAAGUUGGUCCGCAAGUGUCGCGACUUCGACCGCCACGCCGCGGUGGCUGCCUUUCACGCAGCUGAUGAGUCGCGCUCAGGGGUCCUGGAGCCCUCCGAGCAGCUGGAGGCCUUGUCCACCAUUGACCUGGCGGAGUUUCAUCACCUGCCAGGGCCCGACGAGAAGGACUUUACGUUGGAAAGAUUUCUGCUACGGGUCUCCAAAUACCAGGAGGAUCGGCUGCUGUUCCUCCGAAAAUUUUACUGCUUCACCGUGGCGGAGUAUGAAACUUUAAGGUGCCACUUCAACCGCAGCGACAAGGAGGGCAACGGAACGCUAAGAAGGUAUGAACUGGCUCGUUUGGUGGAGACGCUGUUCCCGCACCAAUCGCACAUGCCGGAGUUUCGCCCAAUCUUGGUCAAGCUACUGAAGGAGGCGAACGCCGACAAGAGUCCUGCCACGGAUUUGAUGGCGCUGCUGGCGGUGACUCGAAAGAUCAAGGACGAGAGUGAUGUUUACCACUGCUCGGUAUAUCAAAAGACGCUGCAGAGUCUGAAUUUCAGCUGUCGAGAGGCGGCUGAGUUCCUGAGCAUCUACUUGCCCAUCACGGAGGAAGGCAGCCGUCCAGUGACCUGCGAGGACAUGCUGAGCCUCUUCAUUCGCUCCUUCGAGAUGACAGACGGCGAGUGUCAGUUGCUGCAAGCCGUGUUCAACGAGGUUUUGGAGGAGAAAGGCAGCGGCAACAUGGUAAAUCUAGGCAGCAGGGGUGAGCCUGGUCUCGAUUUCUUGGGCUUUAUGCUGGUCAUGCGCCGUGUCAUUGAAGUGGGCGUCGCCACCAUUGCCAACUGAGGCUGUCAAACUGGCCAUGAGACAAGGGAUUGGGAAACCUGCAGGACACCGGAGGGUAACAUCAUUCAAUUCACAGAAUGCAUAGAAUGCCGAGAUCCGGGAUCUGAUGCAAGACGUCCAUUGAGAAUGGGC
Messenger RNA from Cladocopium goreaui, 9009 nucleotides. NCBI's taxonomy places the organism in Eukaryota, Dinophyceae, Suessiales, Symbiodiniaceae. The record is from the annotation of a GenBank genome assembly.